AUGGAAGAUUUUCAAAUUCGUUUACAAAAUGAAUUAGAAAUACUUUUAUCUAGUAACGAUCAAAUAAAAUUAUUACGUGCUAGACAAGGGGUUUCUAUUUAUAUAAAUCGAUUAUUAAAUGGAUUAAAAAUAACAACGCAACAUGCAUAUAGUGUAGAAGGAAUUGAUAAAUUAAGGAAUAUUAGAAAUAUUGAUGUUGAUCAUGCUGCUUCAUUUGCUCGUCGUGAAAUAUGGAAUUGGUGGGAUUAUUCGGAUGGUGUCAGCGGUCCUGCAUCAUGGGGUUUUUAUUAUCCACUUUGUGAUGCUGGCCGUUUUCAAUCACCAAUUAAUAUUGAAAGUCGUCAUUUAAUUUUUGAUUAUCAAUUAACACCGAUUCAUAUCAAUAAUAGUGAAAAUAUUCGUGGAAUUCUUCGUAAUGACGGACGUAAUCUUUAUAUAAUUCUUCCAUUAGAUUCAAAUUCAAAUAUUGACAUUAGUGGUGGACCACUUCAAUAUAAAUAUCGUCCCGUAGAAAUUUAUAUUCGUUUAUCACCACCGACUAUAGGUAAUGAAAUACCAAAAGGAAGUGAACAUCAAAUUGAUAAUCGAUCAUUUCAUGGAGAAAUUCAACUUGUUGCAUAUAAUAUUGAUCUUUAUAAAGAUUAUGCUCAAGCUCAAACAUCACCGAAAGGAAUCGCCAUAUUAUCUAGCAUGUUGAUGUUGGGUGGUGAUGCUACAGCACAAUUACGUUAUGUUUUACAACAAGCUGAAUUAUUAAAUAAUACUCGUCGACCAUCAGAUAUUCAAUUAUAUAAACUUGAUUUAAAAGAAUUAUUAGCUUUUUCAUCUGAAUAUAUGACUUAUGAAGGUAGUCUAACAUGGCCCGGAUGUUUUGAAAGUGUAACAUGGAUUAUAUUUAAUCGAUAUCAACAAAUUUUAAGUACUUAUUUACAAACACUUUUUACUAAUACACUUCGAUUUGUUAAUAAUCGUCGUACAUUAAUUACUGGAACAACUGCACAUAGAAAUGUUCGAACAAAUAUUGGUUAUGAACAAUGGUUUCGACCAUCAUCAACAUCAACAACUUGUUAUCCAGUAAAUAAUAUACUUGAAUAUCAAGUUAAUAGUGAUUUUGGCAUGGCAGGAAUAUAA
This is a messenger RNA of Adineta steineri, 1131 nucleotides long. The record is from the annotation of a GenBank genome assembly. Lineage: Eukaryota; Metazoa; Rotifera; Eurotatoria; Adinetida; Adinetidae.